GGCCUGAUUGUAAUAAAGGGUUGGGCCCAGCUGGGCAACAGCUCACACGCUCGAACUCUGAGUGUGCUUGACAACCCACCAUCUUCCUUCCUGGUUUUCGCUAAUGUUGCACCUGCGCCUGGGCCCGGUGCUGAGUGCUGAGCAUCCAAUACAUCGCGCCCCUGCGCCAGCUCCAAAGUCGGUGGCGCCAACCGGGCCCAACGCUAGCGUGGAAGCUGCGGGGCCGUGUCUGCUCCUUGAACUGCUGCCAAACCACCUGCUGCUGCACAUCCUCGGGCUUUUGGACGUGUUCAGCAGAUGUGUUCUGUCGCAGACAUGCCGGACGCUGCUGCAGCUGUGCGGCACGCCCUCCCUGUGGCCCGGUCGCCGGCUCGGUGGGCCGCUGGUGCAGGCGGUGCGCUGCUCGCUGUCGGCCAUACUGCGCGUACCGCCGCAGAUCUUUAAUGUGCGACUUGAGGAUGGCCGCUCCGCCAAGUUCCCGUUAUCGGUGCCUCUGCACAACCUGCGUUUCGUGCUGGGGGCGGGAGACGUGGAGGCGCUGGCGGAGCGAGCCGCCGGCAGCCUGCAGGACUGGAUAGGCCGCGUGCCCGCUGCCGCCCACUACCGCCCUGCGGCCCCCGGAGGCGUUGGAAGCAGCGGCGGCGGUUGCAACAGCCGCUACUGCCUCCGGUGCGGCGUGGGCAGCAGCGCAAGACGGGGAGGGCCGGGCGCGGGCGCGGGCGCGGGCGCGGGCGUAAUUGACAACCAGGCUGGGGAGGAGGUUGGCGCGGGCGGCGGGAGAGCGUCCGGCGGAGCGGUCGAUGGGAGAUUGAGAUGCGAAGAAAGAGGCGGUGGCGGGCUGCCGCUGUCAGCGGCGCUGAUGCUGUGCCGAGCCGACCGCGGCUUUGUCCGGUUGGGGUUGCGGCCCCCCGUGGCGGUGGCCCGGGUGCUGGCGGCGGCGGCUGUAGCAACCGAGCCGCCGCCCGCCUGGCUGCCGGCAGUAGCAGCAGAGGUGUCGGUGGCAGGGCUGGUUCAUGGGACUGGGGCCGACACCGCGCCAUGGGUGGCUGCGGGAGGAGAGAAAGGGUCGGUCACAGCUGCGGCGGCUGCAGCAGUAGCAGCUGAAGAAGCGGCUGCGGCAGUAGCAGCAGGGGAGGAGGUGGCACAGCUGCGGCUGCUGGAGCUCGCACUGGCGGGUGUGCCGUUCGCGAGGGAGGCGUGGCGCGCCUUCGCGGCCGGUUGCCAGCGUGUCGCUGUCUCCCGCCUGACGGCGCCCGCCACUGGAGCGGUGGGGCCAGCAGCAGCACCAGCAGGGCGGGUGCAGCCACAGGCACCGCCACCGGUGGCCCUGGAAGCGGAGGGCGGGAGCGGCGGCGCAGUAGAUGGUGGCGGCAAGCACACGCAGCAUGCGCAGCACAUGCACGCGCACCGGCAUAGCAUAUGCGGGCUGCUGCCGCUGCCGUGCACCACGACCGUAGACCGCAUCUCAUGGCCGUCUGCCACCGGCGGGUCGUUUCCGCCUGGCGCGGCGGCCGGAGGUGAGGGCAGCUGCAGGGACCGCCUACACGCCACCUGCUCGACCCUGCGGCUGCGACUGGUGGCGCUGAUGACGCGGGGCUGGGGCCCGGCGCCGGGAACGGCAGCGGCGGAGUCGGUAACGGCCGCCCAGGCAGGCCCUGAACUGCUGGCCGGGGUGGCAGUAGCAGGGGAAAGGGGCGGUGCGCAACAAGUCGCAGGGGCAGCGUUAGCGGCGGCGGCAGUGGCGCCGCCAUCGAGCCAGCCGCCGGCUGCAGCGUUGCGAAUGGAGCUGGAGUCGGCGCUUAACAGUGCCUGCAAUGUAGCGGUUGCGUACGGCAAACUCCAGGCAGCGGUUGGCGCCGUGCAAGCGGGCUGGCAUCGGGAAAUGGCGGAUCGCGGGUAUGUUAGCCUGGGCCAUCAGAACGACAACAGCGAUGGCUGUAGCGAUGGCAUUGGCGGCAGCAGUGGCGGCAACGGGCUCGGGCCGAUGUCAAAUGCUGCUGUUGGAGCAGUGCGUCACUGCGUCUCGGACGCAGCAGUGGCGGCGACCGGCACAGACGCCCUUAUGUGCCUCACCACGUUUGAGGCGUUGUUGGAGGUCAGGGCGGCGGUCGCCGCAGUGGCAGCUGCCGCCGCAACGGCCGCAGCAGCCGCGGCCGCCGCUGCUGUGGGGCAACCGGGAAGAGCUACGGCGCCCAAGGCGCAGCGUGGGUCGGCCGCGCCGUUGCCGCGCAACGGGUUGCACAACAGCACGAGCAGUGGCGCUAACACUGUACCCGCUUACGGUGCGGCCUGGUCUGCUGGAGGCCAAAGCCACAGCAUCAGCAGCAACCCCAAAUGGGACGUCGCGCUGUCGCCGCAGCCGGCGAUUGCGUCGUUGCGUGCCGCCAGCGACAGCACCGAGGCAUCGGCCUCCCUCCGGCCGCCUCUUGCAGCCCUCAGCAGCCGCCCCAGCCCUCCAUCGGGUGGCACGGCGGACAGGAGCAGCGGCAGGGGCACGUCAGGCUGCACGACUGCUGCCGCUGCCGAAUGCGACAGCUCGGAAGCGCCGCUUUGCUGGGCGCCGGAGGCCCCGACCGUUAGCUCCGUGAUCCGCGACCUGUGCGGCCUGCUCUCAGGCACCUUGGCCCCGGCAGUCGCAAGGCUGCUGGAGCCGCCGAGGCCUAGCUACAGCCCGCUAGGGCUGCUGGUGGGAGGCGGUGGUGAUGGCGGCGGUGGCUUUGGCGGGGCGGAGGCGGCGGGACGCAGCCUGGCUCGGGUGGCGGUGGUGGGUGUGGAUGGCGUGGACGGGCGGGAGCAACGGGAGGCGCUGCGGGCGCUGUUGAUUGUGUAUCUGAGGAGUUGCAUGACUUGGGCGCUGGUGGCAAUGGGUGCCUUAUAGCAUUUCCAACACACCGACUACACACCCAUUGCAAAGGAGCGGUGGGGGUGGGCUGCACCGCCGGUGCCGGGGUAGUUGAGAUGCUGGUGUACUUGAGCCGAUUGAUCGCCCGUGAUAAAUGACGCCCAGGUGUGAUGGGACAGGGUAAGGGGCAGAUUGCAUUGGUUACAAGAGGGACCUGCUGACGCAGUUCACGAGCCAGUGGCGUGGAGCGAGAACGAACACCCUGCUCUGGACCCCAGGGGCGUGCCGCCUGCAACGCCGUCGGCCUACUCUAGCUCUAGUAGGCUUGCUCCCAUAGGACGCUCCUCCCGCCAUACCGAACAUAUUACCAGGUGCCAUCACUCCACCUCUUCCAUUAUGACACUUCGGCAGGGCAAGCUGGCGUAGUCCCGUGGUGUGCAGUGUAUUCCCAGACCCAAACCAGGAAGGGGUUAGAAAGCUCAGGUUCUUACCCCAUGCUCGAAGUUACAGAGCUGUCGAAGAGCAUUACGCUCGUACACUAAGUCUGUCAGGCCAACCCCGACGCCUGAGGAAGUUCUGGCCGCCAAAGUGAGGCUGGGUUAGUCGUCGUCCCUGGGGGUCCGUUGGGUUCCGGGAGCCCAUCCUGGCGGAAUUCGGGGAAUCGGGAAACGCCCCGCUAGCAAAACCUAGGCGCCCAACGCAGCACCGCGAGGCUCACAUAUGCACUUCAUGCAGUAAUGAGCACAAACAAAGCGUGUCAGGGCUAAUUUGCGCAUCCUGGCGUGGACACAUUUCCCCCGGGCAUGGAUGGGGCGUGAGGAUGCAUCGGACUGCCAGUCGCACUUACAGGUGCGCACCUGGUGCAGAUUGCUUUGUUGCUCGGCUCAAGGCCAUCGCUGUUUGCAGCCUCCGGCUGCAAGUUUGUGUCAGGGGCAGCGGGAAGCUCCUUCUACAAGACAUGUGAAGCAGUGUGACCAGGUGUGACACGUACAAUCUCCUCUGCGUAUAACAGGCCCGAGACGUCGCUGACUUUCUGGUGCGCAUGAUGACGCAGAGGUGAGGAACUUCCUUGCGAGGGCUGGCUAGAGAUUAGGAGUGCCAGAGCUACCGUAGGUGAAGAUGCGUUUUGGUACUGCAGGCGGGCCUAGCAUGGAAGCUUUCGUGAAG
Molecule: messenger RNA, 4009 nt
Organism: Chlamydomonas reinhardtii
Lineage: Eukaryota; Viridiplantae; Chlorophyta; Chlorophyceae; Chlamydomonadales; Chlamydomonadaceae
Exons: 4
Coding region: 104-2878 (924 amino acids)
Molecular function (GO): protein binding
Source: RefSeq, a predicted model, not a curated record